Parnassius mnemosyne (clouded apollo) is the source of this 4396-nucleotide messenger RNA. NCBI's taxonomy places the organism in Eukaryota, Metazoa, Arthropoda, Insecta, Lepidoptera, Papilionidae. The record is from the annotation of a GenBank genome assembly.
ACAGUAAAGAACAUUUUGCGGUACAUAUUUAUUCACUUCAAGUUCUAACCUUAAAGAGAACUCUUUAUCCAACUUAUAAAGCUGUACAUUGUGGGCGAAAUCUUUGUUUCCUGCCAAAGAGUAGUAUACUAGCUUUUCAGGCAAAGCUACAUAAGGAGCACAGAAUGCUGUGUGAAAAACAUUUUAAUGAUGGUGAUUUCAAUGAUGCUUCCAAGAAAUGUAAAACCCAAAAGAUGAUUUUAUUGAAGGGUAUCAGGAUCAUGGUACCAUGGUACCCACUAUUUCUCCCGUGCAUUUUCAACUGCAAAUAGACUUGCUGUACUAAUGAAAAAGUAUUUUAAAUGGACUCGUGAGGUUCCUGAGGCAGGAACCAUGCAGGAUGGCAGUGUUGGCAACCAACAUCGGCCGCCCCUCUUCGUGCACAACGGAAGUGAAGUGGAAAGGGAAAUGUAUAAAUUAGGGUGCAUCAUGAUUCUUGGGCAUUCCGUUUGAGAACACGCGUCGAAUUAGUCAAAGUGUAAUUAAGUGUCGUGAUUACAAAACCUGUAAUAUUGAGUGCUUUGUACAAAUAUUAAUUGAAUACAUAUAUAGUCAUGGAUUCGACCCCACACAGAGUGAUACAAGUACGUGCAUAAAUACUAUUGCUGACUUUGCACCCAGUGUGUGGCCUAUAUCGUGCCACUUGAGUAAGCAAAUGUAAUAGAGUCUGCAUGAAAGAUGUAUUAGAAUAAGUUUGCCAUUGUCGAAGUACAUGAGCUUCUGUACGGACAUCUCUUAGUUUUAUUUUAGUUUUUAAAUACGCCUCCACCGCUCCCGUUAACUUGACUGGCGCAGCCGGUAGGAUCGCCAUUUGCUUGCGCCGUCCGCGAAAUAAAUUCGAAUAAAAUCGUUUACCGCGUUCGUGCCGCGAGGCGAUCCUGCGAACCAAUAUAAAUUUGUCAAGUGGAGAGCAGCUGAAGAUGACGAAGGCCGGCUGGUGAGUCCAAAUUUUCACCUUCCUUUCCUUGUCAUAUUAUAUAGUUUUGUUAUUUUGCAAUUAGACCUCUUGCGAUAUAACGUUAUCUGGUUUUACAUAAAAAUCUGUGAAACUUAUAUUUAAGAAUACUUAAACUUAAUAACUAACUGCAUAAAGAAAUACUAGGAAUAACUAGAUAAGUAAGCGCGUCCAUGCAAUAACGACGCGAUAAGAGCUUGCACUGUAGGAACAAAGCGAUUAUAACUAUUACAAAUUAUAAUUGUAGUGUAUGUUCGUUGAUUAAAUUUUUAUUGAGGAAUUAUUUAUUUCAUAUUUUGUAUUUUACUUAUUAAUUAUUUUACUUUUAUUUUGACUGUGUUUUUGAUUGUGAAUUUGAAUUCUUGUAUUAAUUAUAUUAUUUUAUCGCCGUAUUUUAUAAAAUAAAGUUCUACAAAAUGGAAGAUCAAGUGCAAAUUAAGAUGAUUCCUAGUGAAAUGCUCAAAAUUGUACCGAUAUUCAACGGUGAUAAGCACCAAUUAAAUCUUUUUAUUCGCAAAUGUGAGUAUAUAUUAAAUAAAUAUAGGGGAUCCGAUGAACAAAAUUUAUACGUAAUGUACGCGAUAACAAGUAGACUCGUAGGCGACGCUGCAGCGCUCUUUAGCGAGCGCGAGGACAUUAAUUCGUGGGAAGAUUUUAGAGAACUGCUAAUUCAACAUUUUGGAGACCCUAGGAGUGAAGAAUGUAUUGCUAUAGAACUUGAAGGUUUGCGUAUCCGAAACAACGAGUCAUAUUUAGAUUUCUGUAAUAGGAUCCAAUCCGUUCGUAGUGUUUUAAUAUCGAAAGUAAAUAGAUUAACCGAUCCGAAUGUAAAGAGUAGCAAAAUUAUUAUAUAUAAUAACACAUCUUUAAAUGUCUUUUUGUAUAAUUUGCCAGAAAAUAUGGUGCGAAUUGUUCGCUUAAAAGCGCCAAGUACACUAGAAGAGGCUUUAAGCGUGGUCAUGGAAGAAGUCAACUUCCAUGAGCAGUAUACCUUACGUAAUAAAUUGUAUAGUAAUCCUAGUAAUAAACUAACGCCACCCAGUAUACCAAAUAAUAAUCCUACGUUUAAAUUCGGUACAAAUAAUUUUAAUUCAAUGGCACCUAUGGGCUAUAAACCCGAAUUAACCCCUAACAAAUUUAACUUUGGACUUCCGCAGGGGUCACAAUCAAAACUAACUCAAUUUAAUAAUAAUCAACAAAAUUUUGGAUACCGCCCCCAACAAUUCGGCUUCCGCCCGCAACAAUUUGGUAUAAGCCCGCAACAGUUUAAUAUGCGCCCACAACAAUUUAAUAUGCGUCCACAACAGUUCGGGAUGCAACCACAAACAUUUAAUAAACCUCAACAAUUCGGUAUGCGCCCACAACAAUUCGGUAUGCGCCCACAACAAUUUGGAAACCAACAACAAAACUUUUAUAAGCCCCAACAAUUUGGUUACAAGCCUCAGUUAAAUAAAAAUCAAUACACUGGGCCCAGUGACGUCACAAUGCGAACGGCACUACCACUUAAAACAAAUCAACAAGGCUUUCAGUUAAAUGAACUCGACCUUGAUAAUACGUAUUACGAUGAUACGUGCGGCGAUGUGUACCCACUUUCUUAUGAUAACUGCUGCUAUGAGGAGUACUCAAGCAGUGGCCUUAAUGUUCCCGAGCUCGAUUAUUAUGAAAAUCAAUAUCCGACAAUAAUUCCUGAAGUAACACAAAGCGUUCCAACCAAUAUGGACGACAAGGAUUUUCAGGUCGAAGCCUCGGAACUUACGAAAAAAUAGAGUUAAAUUGUAGUACUAAUUUGAGAUUGCCGUUUAUUUAUAUACCGGAAAUCGACUCCAAAUUUAUGAUUGAUACAGGUAGUACGCGAUCAUUCAUUAGUCCAUCAAAGGCUUAUAAGUACUUUCCAGAGUACAUAAGUCACGAACCAUUCGAAGUCAUUAGCACACAUGCAUCGAGCAGACAUGAUCAAGUUAUUCAAAUCCCGUCUUUACCAAUUUUCAACUGUAACGAUAUUCAUAAACUAUACAUUUACAAUGUCGACUCUAGGUACGAUGGCUUAAUUGGGAAUGAUAUACUUUGCAACCUAGAAGCAGUAAUAGAUUUAAAAAACGAGAUUCUUAAAACUAAAACUACCGUAAUACCUAUAACACAGUAAAUCUUCUUACGUUUUGGAGUUAUCUCCCCGUUCCGAGCAAAGAGUCAAACUCCCAACAAAUUUAUAUUCAGGUAAUGCUGUAAUCGAUUAUAAAGAAUUCUGUAAGGGUGUGCGAAUGCCUAGUGCGUUAGUGAGAUGUAAGGAUGGUUAUACGACUACAGUAAUCCAGAAUACCUUAGAUAUACCGAUAAAAUUAACUAUAAAAAACCAUUGAAUGUAGAAGCAUAUGAAGAUAGUAAAGCGACUAAAUGUAUAGUUAACCAUAUUACAGAUAUGUCAGAUAUUGAAGUCGAUAAAAUAUUAGAGCAAAAUUUAGAGAAACUACGCUUAGACCACAUGUCGGAAGAAGAACAAAAAUCGAUAUACCACUUAUGUAGAGAAGAAUAUAAAGAUAUUUUUUAUAGCGAUCAAAUACCUUUAUCUUUUGCUAAUGAGGUGAAACACUAUAUUAGAACAAAAAACGAAGACCCUAUCUAUGUCAAACCCUACAGGCAACCUCCCGCACAAACACAGGAAAUUAAAAACCAGGUACAGAAACUAUUAAAUGAUAAUGUGAUUCAGGAAUCCUUUUCGCCUUGGUCAGCCCCAGUCCAUUUAGUUCCCAAAAAGAGAGACGCAUCUGGUGAAAUGAAGUAUAGGAUGGUUAUCGAUUACAGACGUCUAAACGACAUAACUGUGGACGAUAAGUACCCUUUACCCAAUAUCACUGACAUUUUUGACAAACUAGGUAAGAGUACUUACUUUUCAACCUUGGACUUAGCUAGUGGAUACCACCAAAUUGAGAUCAACGAAUCAGAUAGACAAAAAACGGCAUUCAGCACAGAGAACGGACACUAUGAAUUCCUGCGAAUGCCCUUUGGCCUGAAGACAGUUCCAGCCACCUUCCAAAGAGCCAUGGAUAACAUCCUAAGAGGCUUACAAGGAAUUCAUUGCCUUGUCUGUCUUGAUGACAUAAUUAUUUUCUCGAGUAGCCUCCAGGAGCAUUUACAAAAAUUAAGGACAGUUUUUGACAGAUUGAGAUCGACUAAUUUAAAAAUACAACUUGACAAAUCAGAAUUCUUGAGAAAAGAAGUGCUAUACCUAGGGCACGUUAUUACUAAAGACGGACUUAAACCAAACGAUGAUAAGAUUCAGGCUGUAUUAAGCUACCCGUUACCAAGGACGACUACCGAGAUUAAGAGUUUCCUAGGAUUGAUUGGUUAUUACAGACGCUUUGUAAAAGACUUCGCCAAAAUCACUCAGCCCCUUACAGCAUGCCU